GAGUCGGGAGAUUCGGUCAGCCUGUAUUUAAUGAAACGCAAGUUAAUCGUAUUUUUACAGCUUCACUCGGGACAAAUUAUAUUUUCCAUCGUCGUUUUGCUGUUCGCGAUAAUAUCGGACGCGCAGCCUAUCGAUUACGACGACGUGGUGAAUCUGUUGCCAACGGAACCGCAGACGACGAACGACACGUUGGCCGCCAUCGUGAGAGAUCCGGUGGUGCAGGUUGCUGUGCAAGACACGGUCGGCAACGGCACCUUAGAGGGCCUGGUGGUGAAGAAGAAAGUCCUCAUCAUGCCCGCCACCGAACCUACCAAGGUGGUGUCGCAACGCGAGCAAGUUCUCGUAGUUCCGGUGACAAAUCUGGAGGACGUGAGGAAGAAUAUCACGGAAAGUGCGAAGGAGAAAGCAAACGAGGACAGUUUGGUGCUCACAGAUGUUGGACUCUUUACCGAGAAUGGCGAGAAGGAAUCUCAUAAAGACGAAAGCAAUCCGCCCGACAUACCGCAGCGCAUCGAUUUUUACGAAACAUUAGACGAAUUUUCCGAGACCACGCGUAAGCCGAAUUUCCUUAUCGACGACGAUCACACACCACGAGAGAUCCCGUACCUCCUACCAAAUCCAAGGCAGGAAAUGGAGCGACCGGAUGACCACCAGCCACCGUCCACGAUAUCGGUGCCGAUCAUAGCUUUUCUCAAUUCUGCGAAAAUCUCCAACGAUAAAAUCGAAAUGCCGAUCGCGGCGGCAUUAUCGCAGCCGGAUGACGCCUCGGAGAGCCGAUUGGAGCUAUUGAAGAACGGCCGUGACGAAAUACAGCAAAACGUUCAGGAUUACAUCGAUAGAAAUUCGUGGAGCGUGGAUCCCGAUUAUUGGCAACUCACGUCGGCACCGUCGCAAACACCUUUGUUAUACGAGCCAGCUACGACGGAGAAUCAAUACGCGGGCGAUGUCCGUCCUGAAAUUUCGCUCCCAAUUGCAGUAUCGCGUGUUGACAUUAUAACACCCCUUUUCUGGACCUCGGAUGCGGAUGUUGACUACCCUAAAGAUUCAUACGAUAUGGAUACCGCCGCACAUAUCGUCUUCAGGCCGCUUUUCCGAUUCCGACAGGAGCAGCAGAGGUCUUGGCGUCGUGGCGCUGAUAACAGCUACCGAAGAUCGCCUUACCGGAGAUACAAUUCGUAUAAUUCUUACCCGAGACCCGGCUAUCGAUACAGGCCCCGAUAUUCUGGCGAUUAUUACGGAUAACUAAUCAAUCGCAUACACUAAAAGAAAAAUAUUUAAAAAAUAAAAAAAUAUUUA
Molecule: messenger RNA, 1296 nt
Organism: Dinoponera quadriceps
Lineage: Eukaryota; Metazoa; Arthropoda; Insecta; Hymenoptera; Formicidae
Exons: 4
Coding region: 31-1242 (403 amino acids)
Source: RefSeq, a predicted model, not a curated record